AUGCAGGCUUCUGAUGCGGAUAUUUCAGCUUUAGUUGAAAUUGAGAAAAUUUACCCACAUCAUUUUGAGUUCUUCAUGGAUCUUCAUGGGGAUCAACCUGUCUCUGCAUGCACUGCCUUGGCAUACAUGAAAUCUGGUGGCCGUGUUUCGCAUGCUUUCUCCGUGUAUAGCUGUCAACUUCGCCAACCUAACCAGGUGAAGAAGCUAUUUGAGAGUUUUAAAAAUGGACUUCAUGAAGUCAGCAGCUCGCUCGAUUUAUCUUUUGAUGAUGAUUCUGUUGCCGAUGAAAAGAUUCCCUUCCUAGUAUACCUAGCUCAUUUUUUGAAGGAUGAUAAGCCCAAUCCUUGUGAGCCUCCAGCUGGAUGUUUAAACUUUCGGAAUAUUGUCGCUGAAUUUAUGAAGAGCUACCACCACAUCCCAUUAACUCCUGAAACACUUGCCCAAGCAAUGGUUGACAUCUUCAGCAAUCGAGGGGAGGGCAGAUGUAACCGUGCUGAAGACACAGUCACUGUAAUUGAAGCGCCAUGCCGGUCAGAUUUGCUGAUUGAAUUGGUCAGGAAGCUGAAGCCUCAGGUUGUUGUUACUGGCAUAGCUCAUUUUGAGGUUGUCACCAGUGCAGCUUUUGUGAACUUACUAAGCGCAACACAAGAUGUUGGUUCUCGCUUAUUCCUGGACAUUUCAGAGCAUCUGGAGUUAUCUAAUUUGCCAAACUCUAAUGGUGUGCUGAAAUAUCUUGCUGGAAACACCCUACCUUCGCAUGCAGCUAUACUGUGUGGUCUAGUAAAAAAUCAGGUUUAUUCUGAUCUGGAAGUUGCUUUUGCUAUUUCCGAGGAUGCAGCUGUAUGUAAGGCAUUGUCACAAACUAUUGAGAUAUUGGAAGGACAUACUUCUGUGAUUAGCCAGCACUAUUAUGGAUGUCUUCUCCAUGAGCUGCUGGCGUUUCAAAUUGGCGACCAGCAUGCACAACAAGAGAGGCAACCUGCAGAAGUGACACCUCAGAAGAUAAUAGGAUUUUCUAAUUCAGCUCUGACUACCCUAGAAGAAGCUGAAUUUUUUGUUCCCGAGUUAAAGGAUUGUAGUGUCAUUCAUAUGGAUUUAGACCGCAGUUUCUUGUCAGUACCUUCUGCAGUGAAAGCCUCCAUUUUUGAAAGUUUUGUGAGGCAGAACAUCACGGAUUCUGAAGCUGAUGUCCGUUCUAGCAUUGAAAAGCUGGUGGGAAAUAACUAUGGUUUACCAGGAGACGAUUGUCCUGAUAUUGCAGAGUCCUCCUACCGUAAGGAAAUUGUAUAUGGCAGCAGCUGUCUCGCACUCUUUAACAAGCUUAUCAUUUGCUGUGUGCAAGAACAAGGCACCUUCUUUUUCCCCAUGGGCACAAAUGGACACUAUGUCGCAGCAGCGAAGUUUAUGAACGCAAAAACCUUGACAAUUCCAACAAAUGUAGAGUCAGGCUUCAAGAUUGAACCGAUGGCUCUAGAUGCAGCUCUAGAGGAUGCCAUUGAGAACAAUAAUGUAUUCCGUCCAUGGGUGUAUAUUUCUGGCCCUACAAUCAACCCUUCUGGUUUCCUUUAUAGUGAUAACGAGAUAAAAGAUCUGGUCUCUGUUUGUGCUCAUCGUUCAGCUCGGGUCGUGAUAGAUACCUCCUUUUCCGGUCUUGAGUUUCAAACUGAUGGCUGGAGUCGGUGGAAUUUGAGUACAUUAUCUUAUGACAUUUGCUUAUGUUCCACACUAACUUAUUUCAUGCUCGGAGAGCUGUCUCUUCAGCUGACAGCGUCUGGCCUUGAUUUUGGGUUUCUGAUUUGUAGUAAGCCACCCAAUGUGGAACUUAGUUUCGGAAGCUUGAGUCAGCCACAUAAGACACUGAAGUACGCUUUUAGAAAACUGUUGGGUCUUAAAAACGAGUGGGAUGGGCACUUCUCUAGUCCCUUCUAUAGUCUCAUCAUGGAGCAACAGGACAAAGCUCAGGAAUGGUUCGAACAAGUUCAAAAAGCUGAUAAGGGGAAAUUCUCUAAUAUCAUCAUGGAGCAAAGGGAGAAACUCAAGAAACGUGCCAACAAGUUAACGAAGACACUUGAGAGCUGUGGGUGGGAUGUUGUCGGCGGUGAUGGAGGUACCUCGAUGCUGGCGAAACCGACGGCCUACAUUAGCAGAUCAUUCAAGAUAGACGGUUUUGAAGGCGAACUCGACGGCUGCAACAUUAGGGAAGCCGUUCUUAGAUCCACUGGUCUUUGCAUAAGCAGUAGCAAAUGGACCGGGAUACCAGACUACUGCCGGUUCAGCUUUGCUCUGGAGAGCAGCGAAUUUGAGCGGGCAAUGGACUGCAUAAUCCGGUUCAGAGAGUUGGUUCUGGGGGAGGAACAAGGCUCGAUCUGA
Messenger RNA from Triticum turgidum subsp. durum (durum wheat), 2370 nucleotides. Lineage: Eukaryota; Viridiplantae; Streptophyta; Magnoliopsida; Poales; Poaceae. The record is from the annotation of a GenBank genome assembly.